This is a messenger RNA of Medicago truncatula (barrel medic), 504 nucleotides long. RefSeq names its product NADH dehydrogenase [ubiquinone] 1 alpha subcomplex subunit 1. Bases 69 to 263 code for a protein of 64 amino acids. The transcript has 3 exons. Lineage: Eukaryota; Viridiplantae; Streptophyta; Magnoliopsida; Fabales; Fabaceae. Gene Ontology annotation, cellular component: respiratory chain complex I. The record is from RefSeq and is a predicted model, not a curated record.
UUGAAGAAGGAGAGGAUAUACACAUCAGAAAGAAAGAAGGAAGGGAAUUGAAGAAGAGAAAGAGAGAGAUGGCGUUGCAUUGGUUGGAAGCUAUGUUACCUUUGGGAAUAAUUGCUGGAAUGCUUUGCGUUAUGGGUAACGCUCAGUAUUACAUCCACAGAGCUGCUCACGGACGACCUAAGCACAUCGGCAAUGAUUUGUGGGACGUGGCCAUGGAACGUAGGGACAAGAAGCUCGUCGAUCAAGCUUCUUCUUCAAAUUAACAAACAGGUUGUUUUAUCUGCGUGCGUGAAGGGAAUAAAUUGCUUAUAUGAUGCUCUCCAACUGUUCCAUGGAAGCAGAGUAGAUUGCUACAAUUAAAUUUCCAUGUGUUUUCUUGUAUGAAAUUUGCCGUAAGCGUUAUAAUAUACAUAUGCUCUAAUCAAUUGUUUUCUUUUAGUUGAACAUGGUGAAAUAGAUAUGCGAUCUCUUUGUGAUGCUUUUAAAUCUUUGUUGCUUUUAAAA